AUGAAUGUAAUAGAAACCCAAGAAGUAGACUGGGCAAUUACCUCAGGAGAAUUUGAACGAUUAGUUGACCAUCAACAAAAUAUUGAUAAAAAUACUAUAUAUGAAUGUGGUGGUGUAUAUUGA
Molecule: messenger RNA, 123 nt
Organism: Entrophospora sp. SA101
Lineage: Eukaryota; Fungi; Glomeromycota; Glomeromycetes; Entrophosporales; Entrophosporaceae
Source: the annotation of a GenBank genome assembly